This is a messenger RNA of Capsicum annuum, 324 nucleotides long. Lineage: Eukaryota; Viridiplantae; Streptophyta; Magnoliopsida; Solanales; Solanaceae. The record is from the annotation of a RefSeq genome assembly.
AUGAACUUCAAUUAUUUCAUUACAAUAGAGGGGAUCACAUUCCCUUUAAAUUCUCCUCGAAAAAGGAGAAAGAAAGACUCCUUUCUAUUGUCUGGGAGCGGACAAAUUACCCGACGAAUAAUAGGUACCCACACCCCAGGCAGAGUUAGUGAGCCGUGUAAUAGGCGACCAUUUCGCGCGGUUCGGGGGGCACUUGAGUCAGCCGCCGGCGCCCGACAGCGUCUUGACCCCCAUCCAAUUUUUGGGCCAAUUCCCCCUUCGUACUACCAAAAAAUGAGAUUCUUGCCGAAUCCGAGUUUGCUGCUCCAACCAUUACCAAACUAA